This is a messenger RNA of Drosophila ficusphila, 1277 nucleotides long. RefSeq names its product protein canopy 4 (gene CNPYb). Gene Ontology annotation, cellular component: endomembrane system. Gene Ontology annotation, molecular function: signaling receptor binding. The record is from RefSeq and is a predicted model, not a curated record. The transcript has a single exon. Bases 68 to 733 code for a protein of 221 amino acids. Lineage: Eukaryota; Metazoa; Arthropoda; Insecta; Diptera; Drosophilidae.
AUUCUUAUCGCGAGCGGCAUUUCCACGUCAGGUUUAUUGUUGUUUUCAAAAUAAUCACUCGGCGGAUAUGCGCUUUAAGGGACUCACUUCCACUCUGGGACUCCUCGUCCUCCUCCAGUUAACCAGAGGGGACUCCCCCGAGGAGGAACAGGGAGUUCGGUACGCAAAUCGCUGUGAGGCUUGCAAAAUUUUGGCCACCGAACUGGAGGCCCGGCUUGGAGAAACUGGAAGAUCCCACGACGUUAUAGAGAUUGGUUACUCUGUGGACGAUGUCAAGCCCAAGAAACGCACCGAGUACAGAAGGAGUGAACUCCGCCUUCUGGAAUCCGUGGAGAACGUCUGCGAACGAGUGCUGGAGUACAAUCUCCACAAGGAACGCUCGGACAGCACAAGAUUCGCAAAAGGAAUGUCGCAGACCUUCCAAACCCUUCAUGGACUGGUAGACAAGGGUGUGAAAGUCGAUUUGGGAAUUCCCUACGAGCUGUGGGACAAGCCACCAGUAGAAGUCACCCAAAUGAAGACUCAGUGCGAAAACAUGCUGGAGGAAUACGAGGAAACAAUCAGUGAUUGGUACUUCAAGUACCAGGAUCAGAAAUCCCUAAAGAAACAUCUCUGCGAGGAUCAUGUCCUCAAGAAAAAAGAGGAAAGGGAGUGUCUCAAAGAGCAAAUUGCACCACCAAAAGCCAAAAAAGCCGAAAAAGAAAAAACAAAAGGCGAUAAGGAAGAGCUGUGAACUUAAAACAUCUCCAAGAAUUGUGUGUCCAUUUCGAAAAAAGCACGUGAAAAAAGUGUUUGAACAAAAAGUUCAAUUCUAAAAAUUAUUUUUGAUUGCCUUAAUUGAACUGUAGGUUAUACAAAAUUUUUUCGCUUCUUUUCGAAAUGGAAAACACAGUCAACUUUAGUUACCUAUAGAUCAAAGCAAAAAGUGUUUUAGUAUUCUAAGAAAACUCACUAUGUCUCCUAAUUUUAUUUGUAAACCUUCCACAUUGACUGAACUACAGAGUGUUACUGAAAUUUUCGCCUGGGGCCAUUGGCUUAUUGAUUUCGGCCACGAAUUGGGGUCGACAAUUAAAAGUUGACUGCCCUCAAUGAGGUAGCAUGCUUGGACCCCAAAACACCACCGCCAGAAAUGCCAGGCUGUCGCCUAAGUAUUUACAGAAAAACAUAUUUAUAAAUAAGAUUUCAAGCAUUUCCAGGAAGCCAUUGUAUCGAAUCAAAAUGUUUUCAUUAUAAAACUGAAAUUUUAAUAAAAAGUAUUUACUGUGAAAAUUUAAAAA